AUGGACUCCCUGGCUGCCCGCUCCAGCUCGGCGGACGACCUCGCCAGCGCCUGGCCUGCCGCUUCUCCCCAUCAUUCCCGGCCGUCGAUCCUCACAUCCGGCCUGCACGCGCCCUCGCCCGUCGAGCAGCGCUCUCCCGCCUCCGCCUCGCCCUGGACACACCCCGUCUCUUUGUCCGGCUCUCCCGAACUCUCAGGCUCUUCAUUUCCCUCAUCGGCAGGCGCGCAGGCUGCAGCAGGUCAGCAAGGCCACGACCUCCGCAAUAUAUUUUCUGCCCCGCUCAACCCAGCAAUGUUUGCCCAACUCGCUGCCAACGGCUUGCUCGGCCCGUCGCAUUCAUCAGGCUCUGGCCAGGGCGUGAGCUCGAGUGUGCCCUCUCACAGGCUACACGAGUCUCGCAGCGCCGGCACCACGCGCCACAACGGACACGGCUUCCCUUCGCCACCCAUGCUCUCCAGAUCCUAUGCACCGGGCUUCCCGGGAAAGUCCAAGCACUCCAACUCUCUCGGGCAGCACGGCUACCCGUCCAACGACCCCCGCCAUCCCAUCAAUACCUCUUUCGAGUUUGCGAAGCCACACUCUCGCUCUGCACAACAUUCACGCAACCACUCAGGCUCCAGCCAGUACGAAAGUUAUGGUCUCGAGUUGAGCGGCCUUCCGUCCAACGCGGGUUUGCCGCCAUCACUAUGGAUGUCUCCGACAAGUACAGCACCAUCCACGCCUUCCGUUGAGCAAGGUUAUGGACCCUUCACGCCACAUCCCAUGAACGGCACGCUCUACGGCCACCCGUCACUCACGCCGCAUCACCCUGAGUUUGACGCAUCAAGCUCGGCUGCUACUAGCAUACUCAGUGAUGUGCUUCACGAGAAUAUGUUUGGUGCAGGUAGCAAUGGCGGUGACCCUGCGACUGGUUUCACAAGCCCUCUCAUGCCCGGUUCACCUGGCUUGCAAGACGUUCUCGGUGACACUGAAGCUCUGUCGAAGAGUGAUCCUCUCAACACGCAGAAUAUCACGUGGCGGAUGGAACAGCUCCGGAUCCAGAAACAGCGUGAAGACGAGGCCCGUGCGCAGGCCGCCGCUGGUUCAGGAGACGUCAAGAACGAGCCAUCCGACGACGAUAAUGCGCUCGGCGACUCCAGCACAGGCGGGCGUGGCCGUGCGAGGGAUAAGGGCAAGACCAAGGUGUCGAUCGUCGGGUUCGAUGGGACGAACCAGGACGGCGAUGGCGAGGACGAUAACGACGAUACGGUGCCGAUGGACUGGCGCGCGAUGUCUCGCUCGCGUUCGCGCGUCGGCAUGGACUGGCGCCCCCUCUCGCGAUCCCGCUCACGGCCGCCACCCGCCGACGCCCCAGGCUCGGCCCUCCAUCCGGGCCCGUUCGCGGACCCGCUCAUAUCGCACUUCGACGCCCCGACUCGGCGCUUCACGGACCCGCAAUCGAAUGGCCGGCCGAGUUCUCCUUUUGGCGGGCAUGGCGGUCUGCCCGCUUUACCCGAACAUGCGCAUGAAGAUGUGCUCCGAUACGCGUUCCCUUCACUCGAUGGCGCUGGACCCGACUUCCACCUCAACCAUGGCGGCCAUCCCAGUAGUCUCCCAGCUGCGUAUGGGCUUGGCCUUCUCCCCGCCUCCUUCGACGCGCACCACCACCACCAUCAUCACCAUCAUCAGUCCCAAGGCUUCCCCCGCCAUGUCCGCAAGACCUCCUUCGACCACACCGUCUCGCGCGAGAGCAUGCUCCCGCCUGCACCCGGCGGCGCGCGCCACCAGGUAGACGGGCGUCCUGCCGCACAAGGCGCGAUGAAGCGCCGCGCCGAUGCGCACCAUGGCGACUCGCUCCUCCGCGGCGAUCCCGCGAGUAUCCCUGGUCCCGGCCUCUCCCUGAACCUCAACCUCGGCUCCAUCCCCCGCGCCGGUCCUCCCACACCUGGCGGUCCCCGUAGCCCGUACGCGUUCGGAAGCUCGCAUGGGCAACCGGGCGGAUACGACGGCUUCUUCGAGCUUGGAAACAGCGAGUAUGCGCCUGUCAUGCCCACGAGCGACGAAGUGAGGCAUCCUGCCGCAUUGAGCGCUGCCGCGGCAGCAGUCGAAGCCGCGUAUCGCGAGCAGGUCGCUCAGAGCGGUGGUGCGCCGGCGGACUUUGACUAUGGUGUCGGAGUCGGCGUCAGCAGUUUGAUGGGAUUGGGACCGUAUAAUGGGCUCGGGAUGGGUCUGGGUUUGGGUGGAAGCGUUGGUUAUGGCACGGUUGACCCGGGUCAGAUUAUGGGUCCGCCUGCGAACGAGGCGAGUCCGAGUAGCGACGGGUGGGGCGCGCGGGCCGGCGGACAGAGUAGUUCGACGGCCUCGCCCGAGCCUGCGCCGUCCGGCCGCGUCGUGGCGGGUAGUAAGCGCGCGGGCGCGGCAAGGGGUGUACGACCCAGUGCGAGUACACCUGACCUCCGCAAAGGCGACGCGAAGGGAAGUGGGGAGAAGAGCGAGAAAGGCGAGAAGAAGGAUGGAGCAGAGGUCGAGGAGCGCGAGGUGUCGAUCACGGUUUGUACGAACUGUUCGACUACGAAUACGCCGCUCUGGAGGAGAGAUCCGGAGGGGUUGCCGUUGUGUAACGCGUGCGGCCUGUUUUAUAAACUGCACGGGGUCGUGCGCCCUCUAUCGCUCAAGACGGACGUGAUCAAGAAGCGGAACCGCGCUUCGGCGGGGCAAGGCGGCCAGCGCAAGAACAGCGCUACGGGUACGUUGCAGCCUAAAGGCGCCAAUGGACGGCCUAGAAGCAGCACGACGUCGAACACGCCCGCUGCGCCGGCUGGGAGCAGGCUCUCGCCUGGUCGUCAGGGCGCUGCGACCGCUGCCGCUGCUGGGUCUGGCGGAGUCGGCAGUGGGAGCACGAAGCGGCAGCGGAGGAGCUCCAAGGCUUCGAUCCUUGCAGAGGCGGGGGAGGGGAGUCUGGACGGCGGCAAGGAUUCGACUGUUGGGAGUGGUAUCGCGACGAAGUAG
Peniophora sp. CBMAI 1063 is the source of this 2988-nucleotide messenger RNA. Lineage: Eukaryota; Fungi; Basidiomycota; Agaricomycetes; Russulales; Peniophoraceae. The record is from the annotation of a GenBank genome assembly.